Lactuca sativa (garden lettuce) is the source of this 1917-nucleotide messenger RNA. Lineage: Eukaryota; Viridiplantae; Streptophyta; Magnoliopsida; Asterales; Asteraceae. The record is from RefSeq and is a predicted model, not a curated record.
AUGUUUUGCUACUUUGCCAUUUCAUGUGGUGUUUCUGAUGGGUGUUUUUUCUUUGCUGAGCUGAGCCUUUUGGAAAAAGACAUUUUCAAAAAAGUUGGAGGAAAAGAGAGUAAAAGUGUAAAGAUUCUGGUUGAAUGUGGAGUAAAAAAUGGUACACCUGUACCGGUUGAUUUCGAGAUAGAGAAAUAUGCUAAACAAAGAAGGAAGCAAGCCAGACUUUUAAAGAAACAACAACAAUCUGGAGCUUCUUCAUCAAAUCCACCAACCACAUCCUCUCCAACAUCCAAAAGUAUCACCCCACCAUCUUCACCUACUCAUACCAUGGCAGACAACCAUGGAGGAAAUCAAAAUCCUCCACACCCACCACCUGAACAAACCAUUAGACAAUGGGUCACACAAGAUGUCACCCAACAACCUUUAUGCGUAAAUUACCCUGCAGCAAUCAACUUUGAACUCAAGUCUGGACUCAUCCAUUUGUUACCCUUAUUCUGUGGUCUUGAGAAUGAAGACCCACAUAAAUUCCUUAAGGAAUUUCAUGUUGUUUGUGUGGGUAUGAAGCCACAUGAAGUCGCAGAAGAUCAAAUCAAGUUAAGUACAUUCCCCUUUGCUUUACAAGAUUCAGCCAAAGAGUGGUUGUAUGACUUACCAUCGGGGUCAGUCACAACAUGGAAUGAACUUGCAAGGAUGUUUCUGGAUAAAUAUUUUCCAGAAAUAAGAGCUUCAGCUUUACGCAGAGAGACAAUUGGUAUCAAUCAACAAAAGAGAGAAGCUUUGCAUACUUAUUGGGAAAGGUUCAAGAAAUUGUGCUCAAGAUGUCCACAACAUGGGAUUACAGAAUAUCAGUUGUUGCAGUAUUUUUGUGAAGGAAUGUCAUCUUGGGAUAGGAGAUUACUCAAUGCAUCAAGUGGUGGAUCUAUAGCUGAUAAGACUCCAACAGAAAUCAGAGUUCUUAUCAAGAACAUGGCAGAAGAGUCCAAGCACACAGUCCAAGAAGAAGAAUGGUACAGUGAUGCACCAAGAGGAGUGAAAGAAAUUUCUACCCCAAAAAUUGAAAGUCAACUUUCCGAGUUGACUAAGGUAGUAAUGAUGCUUGCAAAGGACAAGGGCGUGCAACCACCAACAGUUAGACCUUGUGGUAUUUGUACACAAGUUGGACAUCCAACCGACAUGUGCCCUCAACUUCAAGAGGAAGAUUAUGAAGAAGCAAAAGCCAUGAAAGGUUUUCUUGGAUCUAGUCAAAGGGUAUAUGAGCAACCACGAGGUGAUCAAAGAUGGAACAACAAUCAAGGUUGGGGAGGAAAUCAACAAGGGAACUAUCAACCAAGUCAACCACAUCAAUACCAACAAAGACUACCUUUUCCACCACAAAACUUUCAGCCAAGGCAACCACAACACCCUCCUCAACAAUUCAUCAAGUAUGUCUUUAGAGGACAUAGUGAAAAGUUUGACAACUACAAACUAGAAUCUCAAGGAAAGUUGUCUGCCCAAACUGAAGCAAACCCAAGGCACAAUGUGUGUGCCAUCACAUUGAGAGGCGGGAAGAGCUAUGAUGGUCCAAAAUUGUCGGUUGAUCAAAAGGAAGAAGAAAUAGUAGUUGAAGAGGCGACCAAAGAAGAGAAGGAGGAAGAGAGAACAAUCGAAAAGAAGCCCUUCAUCACUGAGUCUAAAGCCACACCUGCUCCAUUUCCCGAAAGAUUAAAGAGCACGAAGAAAGAACGGGAGGAGAAUGAGAUCAUGCAAAUGUUCAAGAGAGUUCAAAUCAACAUUCCACUCCUCGAGGUCAUCAAGCAGGUACCUAGAUACGCAAGGUUCCUUAAGGAUCUUUGUGUAUCUAAAAAGAAAUUAAAAGGAAAUCAAGUCGUAACAGUUGGGGAGCAUGUAUCCGUGGUUUUGCAAAAGAGGAUGCCCCCGAAGUGA